Molecule: messenger RNA, 921 nt
Organism: Aricia agestis (brown argus)
Lineage: Eukaryota; Metazoa; Arthropoda; Insecta; Lepidoptera; Lycaenidae
Product: homeobox protein unc-42
Exons: 6
Coding region: 16-921 (301 amino acids)
Biological process (GO): regulation of transcription by RNA polymerase II
Molecular function (GO): RNA polymerase II transcription regulatory region sequence-specific DNA binding; DNA-binding transcription factor activity, RNA polymerase II-specific
Source: RefSeq, a predicted model, not a curated record
CAGGGCGCCAAGAUCAUGGAGGAGCUGCGGCCGAACCUCGUGGGCGGGCUACUGGGCGUGGGUGGGCUGCUGGAGGAGCAGGCGGCGGGCGGUGAGACUAAGUACACGCCGGACAAGAGCCGCAAGUGCAGCAACGCGUCCUCGUCCUCGGCGGAGGAGUUCGGCGGGCUGUACGGCGCGGAGCACGCCGCCACGCCGCCCGCGCCACCGCUCACCCGCUCGCUGCAGGAUCACUCAGCGGAAGGAGCGUUCAAAAAGUUAAAGCCGGAGCCGGGCGGGAGCGGCGCGGGCGCAGCGCUGUCCCCGGCCCUGGGCCCGCAGCACGCCGGCCACACGCCCACCACCGCCUCCUGCCCCACCCCCGCACGCCGACGACACAGGACGACCUUCACACAGGAACAACUAGCGGAACUAGAGGCGGCGUUUGCGAAGUCUCACUACCCCGACAUCUACUGCCGCGAGGAGCUCGCGAGAACGACAAAACUCAACGAGGCAAGGAUACAGGUCUGGUUUCAAAACCGACGGGCGAAAUACCGGAAGCAGGAGAAACAGCUACAGAAAGCCCUGGCGCCGUCAGUGCUGCCGGGCUGCAACGGCAUGAUGCGAAACAUACAGGGUUACCGGGGCUACCAGCCUUACCCACAUCCAAACACCAUCAACAGAUAUCCCCAGCACCACGGGAGUUACGAGGAGCUCCAAAAGGACAUAUUCUCUCUUUCCCAGAUGGGUGGGGGCUCCUACCCCAUGCCCCAAAGCUUCUCAAUGGGCCACAGCGCAAAUAUGAGCGCCGUCGGCAUGCGGCAGGAUGCGAUGGGCAUGAGCGCAGAGGACGAGUGGUACAACAAGUCCCUGUCCGCGCUCCGGAUGAACAGCGGCCACGCCAACCUGGCCGCGGCGCCGAUGCUGCAGUACCAGACCUAA